AGAGUUGUUGUGAAGUGCAAAUUCUGCAGACUGCAGAAGAAGCAGCAGCGAGAGAGAGAGAGAGAGCCACCACCACCACUCCUCCCACCUUCUCCUUCACUCUUCCUCUGUCAAAUCUCCUUCAACCCUAAACGACUUCGUUUUCACCCUCUCUCUCUCUCUCUCUCUCUGCUUCCUCUGAUUUCGCUUUCACUGCACCAGAGGAAGAAGCCAUGGACUCGCGCGCACAGUAUAAUCCUCGCACCGUCGAAGAGGUUUUCAGGGAUUUCAAGGGUCGUCGCGCUGGUCUCAUCAAAGCUCUUACUUCCGAUGUUGAAGAUUUCUAUAGCCAAUGUGAUCCUGAGAAAGAGAAUUUGUGCUUGUAUGGCUUUCCAAGUGAGCAGUGGGAAGUAAAUUUACCUGCUGAAGAAGUUCCACCAGAACUUCCUGAGCCUGUGCUAGGCAUUAACUUUGCUAGGGAUGGCAUGCACGAAAAAGAUUGGUUAUCCCUAGUUGCUGUCCAUAGUGAUGCAUGGUUACUUGGUAUUGCCUUCUAUUUCGGAGCCAGAUUUGGGUUUGACAAAGCUGACAGGAAACGCCUUUUCAAUAUGAUCAAUGAACUGCCAACAAUAUUUGAAGUUGUUACUGGUGCUGCAAAGAAACAAGUUAAGGAGAAGUCUUCAGCUUCAAACCACAGCGGCAGCAAAUCCAAGUCCAGCUCUAAAGCACGGGCUCCAGAAUCUCAGGUUAGGCAGUCAAAGCCAUUGCCACCAAAAGACGAGGAUGAAGAACUGGAUGAGCAAGAUGACGAUGAUGAUGAUGAGGAGGAUGAUGAUGAGCAUGGAGAGACCUUGUGUGGGGCUUGUGGUGACCAUUAUGGCACUGAUGAAUUCUGGAUUUGCUGUGACAUCUGUGAGAAGUGGUUUCACGGGAAGUGUGUGAAGAUCACUCCUGCUAGGGCUGAGCAUAUCAAGCAAUACAAGUGCCCAUCAUGCACUAACAAGAGAGUUCGCACUUGACAAUCUUUGUUGGAGUAUUUGCUGAUUAUGUUGUUUUGCUAUUGUUCUUAGAUUUUGCAGUUAAAUGGAUAGUUUCUGUUGGACACGUGUAGGUUUCUUUUCUAGUCUUUAGGAUUCUGCUGUGCUGGUUUAAUUUAUGUCAGCUGCAAUUCAGUUGAUGCCUUGUGUUUGUUCAAUUUGUAGUUUAUGCAGUGAUGACUGGGAAAGUGAAGUUUUUUUUCCUGAAUGUUAAGGGGAAACUAGGGUAAUUAAACAGGAAUUUAUUUGAAAUGAUGUUAUGAUGUUGUUGCUA
Molecule: messenger RNA, 1290 nt
Organism: Lotus japonicus
Lineage: Eukaryota; Viridiplantae; Streptophyta; Magnoliopsida; Fabales; Fabaceae
Product: PHD finger protein ALFIN-LIKE 4-like
Exons: 5
Coding region: 213-998 (261 amino acids)
Biological process (GO): regulation of DNA-templated transcription
Cellular component (GO): nucleus
Molecular function (GO): transcription coregulator activity; transcription cis-regulatory region binding; histone binding
Source: RefSeq, a predicted model, not a curated record